Molecule: messenger RNA, 7187 nt
Organism: Eubalaena glacialis (North Atlantic right whale)
Lineage: Eukaryota; Metazoa; Chordata; Mammalia; Artiodactyla; Balaenidae
Gene: ERC1
Product: ELKS/RAB6-interacting/CAST family member 1
Exons: 19
Coding region: 430-3789 (1119 amino acids)
Biological process (GO): neuromuscular synaptic transmission; maintenance of presynaptic active zone structure; regulation of synaptic plasticity
Cellular component (GO): cytoskeleton of presynaptic active zone
Molecular function (GO): structural constituent of presynaptic active zone
Source: RefSeq, a predicted model, not a curated record
GGCCGAGCUGUGGCUGUGGUGGUGGUGGCGGCGGCGGCGGUAGUGGUGGCGACGGCGUUGGCGGCGGCGACGGCGCCCGGGCAGCAGCGGCAGCGGCAGCGGCAGCCCUGAGCAGGGUGAGACGGCCGCGGUGGCGGCAGCUCGGGGUCGGGCGGCGCCUGGAGCUUCCCGCCCGUCGCUGGCGCUAGGCCCCUCGGCUCUCCUCCGCCCGCUCCUCCUCACGGCCCUGGCUGGGUCCCGGCAGCGCGCCCCCGGGGAGGGCGGAGCCGUAGAUAUGGUGUAAGCUAUUUCUUCAAGAUUGGACAGCUGAGGACCUGGUAUUUCUGAUUAGCCUUCAGCAGACUUAUAGCCAUAGAGAAACCUCACAGAGUUCCGUUAUCUUGUUUUCUGCUUUACACCUUUCCUGGCACCUGAAUUCAUCUUGCAACCAUGUAUGGAAGUGCUCGCUCAGUUGGGAAGGUGGAACCAAGCAACCAGAGCCCUGGGCGAUCACCUCGGCUUCCACGUUCCCCUCGCUUGGGUCAUCGUCGAACCAAUAGUACAGGAGGGAGUUCUGGAAGCAGUGUCGGAGGUGGCAGUGGGAAAACCCUUUCAAUGGAGAAUAUCCAGUCCUUAAAUGCUGCCUAUGCCACUUCUGGCCCUAUGUACCUAAGUGACCAUGAAAAUGUGGGUUCAGAAACACCGAAAAGCACCAUGACACUUGGCUGUUCUGGAGGACGUCUGCCUUAUGGUGUGAGGAUGACUGCUAUGGGCAGUAGCCCCAAUAUAGCUAGCAGUGGGGUUGCUAGUGACACCAUAGCAUUUGGAGAGCAUCACCUCCCUCCUGUGAGCAUGGCAUCCACCGUUCCUCACUCUCUUCGUCAAGCAAGAGAUAACACAAUCAUGGAUCUGCAGACACAGCUGAAGGAAGUAUUAAGGGAAAAUGAUCUCUUGCGAAAGGAUGUGGAAGUAAAGGAGAGCAAAUUAAGUUCUUCAAUGAAUAGCAUCAAGACCUUCUGGAGCCCAGAGCUGAAGAAAGAACGAGCCCUGAGAAAAGAUGAAGCUUCUAAAAUCACUAUUUGGAAGGAACAGUAUAGAGUUGUGCAGGAGGAAAACCAGCACAUGCAAAUGACAAUCCAGGCUCUCCAGGAUGAAUUGCGGAUCCAGAGGGACCUGAACCAGCUGUUUCAACAGGACAGUAACAGUAGGACUGGUGAGCCUUGCGUGGCAGAGCUGACGGAGGAGAACUUCCAGAGGCUGCACAGUGAGCAUGAGCGGCAGGCCAAGGAGCUGUUCCUCCUUCGAAAGACUCUGGAGGAGAUGGAGCUGCGGAUUGAGACUCAGAAGCAAACCCUGAACGCUCGGGACGAAUCCAUCAAGAAGCUCCUGGAGAUGUUGCAGAGCAAGGGGCUUUCUGCUAAGGCUACUGAGGAGGACCACGAGAGAACAAGGAGACUGGCAGAGGCAGAGAUGCACGUCCACCACCUCGAAAGCCUUUUGGAGCAGAAGGAAAAAGAGAGCGCUCUGUUGAGAGAGGAGAUGCAUCGGAGAUUUGAGAAUGCCCCCGAUUCUGCCAAAACUAAAGCUCUGCAAACUGUUAUCGAAAUGAAGGAUUCAAAAAUUUCCUCUAUGGAGCGUGGGCUCCGAGACUUGGAAGAGGAGAUUCAGAUGCUGAAAUCGAACGGGGCUUUGAGUACUGAAGAACGAGAGGAAGAAAUGAAGCAAAUGGAGGUCUAUCGGAGCCAUUCUAAAUUUAUGAAAAACAAGGUAGAGCAACUGAAGGAGGAGCUAAAUUCGAAAGAGGCUCAAGGGGAGGAGCUGAAAAAGAGAGCGGCUGGUCUUCAGGCCGAGGUCUUUGCCAUUGGUCAGGUGAAGCAGGAGCUGUCCAGAAAGGACACAGAACUACUAGCCCUACAGACAAAGCUAGAAACACUCACCAACCAGUUCUCAGACAGCAAGCAACACAUUGAAGUGCUGAAGGAGUCCUUGACUGCUAAGGAGCAGAGGGCUGCCAUCCUGCAGACCGAGGUGGAUGCUCUGCGGUUGCGUUUGGAAGAGAAGGAAACCAUGCUGAAUAAGAAGACAAAACAAAUCCAGGACAUGGCUGAGGAGAAGGGGACACAAGCUGGAGAGAUCCAUGACCUCAAGGACAUGCUGGAUGUGAAGGAGCGGAAAGUUAAUGUCCUUCAGAAGAAGAUUGAAAAUCUCCAAGAGCAACUUAGAGAUAAGGAAAAGCAGAUGAGCAGCUUGAAGGAGCGAGUCAAAUCCUUGCAGGCUGACACCACCAACACUGACACCGCCUUGACUACUUUGGAGGAGGCCCUUGCCGAGAAGGAGCGGACAAUCGAACGCUUAAAGGACCAGCGGGACCGAGAUGAGCGAGAAAAGCAGGAGGAAAUUGAUAACUACAAAAAAGAUCUUAAAGACCUGAAAGAAAAAGUCAGCCUAUUGCAAGGCGACCUCUCAGAGAAAGAGGCUUCACUCUUGGAUCUGAAAGAGCAUGCUUCUUCCCUGGCUUCCGCAGGACUGAAAAAGGACUCACGGCUUAAGACACUAGAAAUUGCUUUGGAGCAGAAGAAGGAAGAGUGUCUGAAGAUGGACUCGCAGUUGAAAAAGGCACACGAGGCAGCAUUGGAAGCCAGAGCCAGUCCAGAGAUGAGUGAUCGAAUACAGCAAUUGGAGAGAGAGAUUGCCGGGUACAAAGAUGACUCUAGCAAGGCCCAGGCAGAAGUUGACCGCCUCUUGGAAAUCUUGAAGGAGGUGGAAAAUGAGAAGAAUGACAAAGAUAAGAAGAUUGCUGAGUUGGAAAGGCAAGUGAAAGACCAGAAUAAGAAGGUAGCAAACCUGAAGCACAAGGAGCAGGUGGAGAAGAAGAAAAGCGCGCAGAUGCUGGAGGAGGCCCGGCGCAGGGAGGACACCCUCAGCGACAGCUCCCAGCAGCUGCAGGACAGUCUCCGUAAGAAGGAUGACAGGAUUGAAGAGCUGGAAGAAGCACUAAGAGAAAGUGUACAGAUAACUGCAGAGCGAGAGAUGGUGCUGGCACAGGAGGAGUCAGCCAGGACCAGUGCUGAAAAACAGGUGGAGGAGUUACUGAUGGCCAUGGAGAAGGUAAAACAGGAGCUGGAGUCCAUGAAGGCGAAGCUGUCCUGCACUCAGCAGUCACUGGCAGAGAAGGAAACUCAUUUGACCAACCUUCGGGCCGAGAGAAGAAAACACUUAGAGGAAGUUCUGGAGAUGAAGCAGGAAGCCCUUCUGGCCGCCAUCAGUGAAAAAGACGCCAAUAUAGCUCUUUUGGAGCUUUCAUCCUCGAAGAAAAAGACCCAGGAAGAAGUGGCUGCCCUGAAGCGGGAGAAGGACCGGCUCGUGCAGCAGCUCAAGCAGCAGACACAAAAUCGAAUGAAGCUCAUGGCCGACAAUUAUGAGGAUGACCACUUCAGAUCCUCCCAUUCCAGUCAAACCAAUCAUAAACCCUCCCCAGACCAGAUCAUCCAGCCCCUCUUAGAACUUGACCAAAACAGAAGCAAACUAAAGUUGUACAUUGGACACCUGACAGCCCUCUGCCAUGACCGAGACCCCCUGAUCCUUCAAGGACUCACUCCACCAGCUUCCUAUAACUUGGACGAUGACCAGGCAGCAUGGGAGAAUGAGCUGCAGAAGAUGACCCAGGAACAGCUUCAAAACGAGUUAGAGAAGGGUGAGCGGGACAACUCAGAGCUACAGGAGUUUGCCAACGCCAUCCUGCAGCAGAUAGCAGACCACUGCCCCGACAUCCUGGAGCAGGUGGUCAGCGCCCUGGAAGAGUCAUCAUGACCGUCUCCGUGGGGAGCGGCCAGCCCAGUAGCCCGCUCGAUGAGCCCAGGAGCCGAGAAGGGAGAAGUACGAGGAGGGGGCGCUCAGACGGCUCUUGGCAGCAAACACACACUCCAGACUCUGCCCUGUCUUGGUUAGUCCCGCGAGUGUGGCUCCAGCACCGUUUCUGCGUCUGUCUUCCUAUCUUCCGCUGUUGUCUCUGCGCUAAUUGUCCUGCUGUCCAGGGUGGGUGAGUGGCCGAGCCUCCGUGGAGAGCUGCCAUCCAGCCAUCAGCAGUGACACCGUGGACGCGGGCGGCUGUGCCCUGACAGAGGGACACGGGGGAGAGCCCUCCUCCCUUCUGUCUGUGGCGUGAGGACUAAGUCUGGACUCUGCAGAGCUCAGCUCACUGAGAGACGCCUUCCCUGCAAACCAGGGUGCCGCGUGUUCUAAUGUCCCAACAGGUGCUUUCUCGUAAAAGGGUAAAAAAGACAAAAAGCAAUCUCAAAAAGAGUGUUAAAAGAAGAGACGGUGGGGAGAGAGAACAGGGACAGAGAGCCGACCAACUCUUCUCUUUCCCAUCCGUCCCGGUUGCUCUCCACGAGGGCCGCCUGUGCGGGGCUGCGGGCGGGCUGCGCCGGGGCUCGGAGAUCCUGGCCUCCGGGCCUCACCGGUCCCUGCGCUUCUCCUAGCCUCUGGGGCGAGUCCCUCUUGUUGAGGACCUUUGGCUUGGUGUGUCAGAUCACAUCUGUCACUGACAGAGAAGAGGGCAGUGUGGUCACCCCUGCAGCUCUGCUUCUGUGGAAGGCGACCGGUCCUCGGGGUCGGGCCGGCUUCUCCCAAACCCCUCCCUCGUCAGCAGGCUAGGCCCCAAAGCAUGCGUCUGCCUCGCCCCAGCGCCCGUGCGCCACGCUCAGCGGCCCAGCCUCCCCCCUUCAGCUUUCCUCCUGGCCCAGAGCUUCUGCUUCGGAUGCGUGUUUCUCAUCCCGCACGCAUUCCUUCCCCCUUUCUUUCAUUCGGAUAAUCGUUAUGAAGUGCCUACUGUGUGCAAGUCGCUGUCGGGCACCCAUCCUGGAAGAAAGCCUCUCUGCAGGGAGGGAGGGCAGUCGAGGAUUCUGUGAGACCCACCUGGUCAAGUCAGAACAGUACAAGGCAUACCCUUCCCCUCCCCCAUCUUAAUAGAAGGUAUCUUUUCCAGAAAAAUCUUCCACAAAUCAGCAUUUCUCGUUAUAAUGGAAUUUAUGGGUCGUGGGGGGCAGAGGGCUGAGUCACUUACUCGCCUGCAGGAUCCCAUCUGGUGACUCGGGAUUCGGGGUUUUGUCCCCUGAGAGAGUGGACUGUUUAAUGGGCUGCGCAACAGUGGAUGGUGUUUUCUCUACACGUCCAGGUGCACCUUGUCGAACUCGGCCAGGUCCAUGUUGCAAAUCAGAAAAUUGACCCCAAAGUUGCAAAUCCUGUGGAAGGUAUUGACAUCUUCCCCGAGCGUAGAUAAUGGCAGUCUUAAGUAUCAGGCACCGAGAAGUAGACCACUUCACCCAGCUCUGUAGCCCUUUGACCACCUCUCUGGCCAGACAACCACCAGACACUCACAUCCUGAUAAGAGUUGCUGGGCUAGAUGGGUCUGUCUUGCGUUCUCUCCUUUCUCCCCCCAAGUUCUCCGAUGCUGCCUGUUAGGUCCUCACAGCCGUCAGUCCUGUAUCUUCCCGCCAGCAGCCUGUGACUCUGCCAUUAACCUAUAUGGUCACAUCUCCAGCUGCCCUGACGCCCUGCCGUAAAACAAGCUCUGCCUGUGAGAAGCUGUGGAGUGCUCCUUAUCGAAGGUUUAAAUGGACUCUGCUCAUAAAUUUCUUACUGAGAUGCUUCCUGACAGCCAGGCUGGCCGGAGAGGGGGUGCAGCGGAGGUUAGACAGUAAGUGGUGGCCGUUUGUGGUCAAUUACCUCAAUCCCGUUUAUUUAUGGCACGGCCCAUAAAUCAUGUAGAAAGCCCCCAGUACUUUAGGGCUGGAGUCUCGGAAUCUCACGCUGUCCACCACAGUGCAAGACCUGCGGUAGAACGACACCCUCCCCGGGACCACAGCAGACGGGGGGCGGGAGCAGAGGCCCCGUGCAGAGCAGCGGUGGGCCUGGCCGGCUUUUCUCCAGCUGCUGUCCCGGGUCCUGCUGCCUCCACGUUACCCGUCAGAUACCAUCCCUGCCACCUGCCCUCCUGCCUGCUCUCCUUCCUGUGCUUCCCCUCCAGAGCCUUAUGGGAUUCCUCUGGGCAAGUGCUUCUGAGAAGGACAGUUUCUGGGCAGACGCCAUCUGUCUGUCUCUGAACCACAGCGGGACUCUCCUCGGUGCAUCUUGGGUGGUCAUCCUAGCAUCUCAAAUGGUUCUAGGGGCUGUUUGGUCCUGGAUGAAAGUCGGCUCUGGCUAAAGUUUAAGAGUGAACAAGGACCUGCCUUUACACCACAGGCAAAGUUAACAUAGUUUCUAGCAUUUAGAGUGUCUUACUAAGUUUAGGUCGUUCAUUGAGCCAACAUUUGCUAAAUGCACAAUUCCCACCACACGAGAUCUGUCGUUCCGUGACCUCUUCUGAUAUUCGUGGUUUCACAAGUUCAUGCAGCUGCUACCGAAGAUCUGUAACCUUGAAAACUCACUGCGGGUUACCUGUGAUGUUCACCAAACUCCUCCAUCCCAUUGGCAAGUCUCGUUCCCCUUAGCACCUGAAGAUCUGUACCCAGAUCAAAGUCAUCAUGAAGGGGGAAGCAAGAGGGGGGUGGGUGGCAUCCGCCCUGGGGCUCAGGACAGAAGAAGGACAAUGCGACCGUCUCCUCUUCCCAUGUACCUCCAUCCCAGGCAUUCACUGAGCUCUUGAUGCAGCGUCUGGAUUGAGAUUUGCAAGGACUUGGAUACCGUUUGAAAUGGAAAAGAUUUUAAGUGGGCUUUAACAUGUGAAGAAAUGUGAAUGGGAAUCCCCAAAUCCAUCUCAGCUCUAACCUUGACCUUGUACCUUACCACCUGAAGGCUCCUCUCUUCCUGACACUUGGGCUUUAGAAAUACUAGUGAAGCAGACGGAACCCGAGGCACCUCCAGUGUGGAUGGCGGCAACGGGGCUCGGCCCUUUGUGUCCAUAAAGGUCUGUUGGGUUUUCCGCAGGAGCCACUGGCUCACCCGCUCCUCAGAGGGAGGGGAGAAGAGGAAGGCGUCUCCAAGUUUUGGCCGAUGGCUGGUGGUCAGGAUCGGGAUUUGCUGCUGGAGUCCUGCUGUUCCCACCCGCGCGCCCUCCUGUGGAGCCCACUGUGUAAGCACAGGCCCACGGGUGGCCUCGGGGCCUUUGAGGCAAGAGCAGGGGAGGAGGGAGUGGCCAUGCAGAUGUGGCCCUCGAGUGGUUUUUCCCGAGUCCCCACGAACCCUGCGUCCUGCCCCCGCAGCUUCAU